GUGAGUAACGCCGGAGCCUAACAGACCAACCCCGGUCCGGAGCCGAAGAAGCCGGAGCGACAAGACGACGGGCACCGCAGCUUACCUCGCCGCGUAGGGUUUCCAGAUGACGACGGCGGCGCGCCCCACCUGGGCGCCGGCCAAGGGCGGCAACGAGCAGGGGGGCACCCGCAUUUUCGGCCCCUCCCAGAAGUACUCCUCCCGCGACCUCGCCGCGCACACCUCCCUCAAGCCCAGAAAAGACGGACAACAGACCCAAGAGGAGUUACAGAAGAGGAACCUCAGGGAGGAACUUGAGGAACGUGAGCGCAAGCACUACUCUUCCAAGGAUAAGUCAUAUGCUGAAGAAAGAGACCGACGGAAAAGUUCAAGCCAGCUACUCUUAGAAGGGUCAAAGAGAGAGGCGGAGGAUAAGAUAGUUCCACGAGAAAUUGAUGCAGAUGAUUCCGAUGUGGAGCCUAAAAGUGAUGACGAAAGUGAUGACGAUGACGAUGAUGAUGACACUGAAGCUCUAAUGGCAGAGCUUGAGAGGAUUAAGAAAGAAAGAGCUGAGGAGAAGCUUAGAAAGGAGCGGCAACAAGCAGAAGAGGAGGCCAAGAUGAAGGAGGCUGAGCUGAUGCGGGGAAACCCUUUGAUCAAUAUCAACAAUCCUAGCUCCUUCAGUGUUAAGAGAAGGUGGGACGAUGAUGUGGUAUUCAAGAACCAGGCACGUGGAGAGACCAAGACACCGAAACGGUUCAUCAACGACACGAUCAGAAGCGAUUUCCACCGCAAAUUUUUGCAGAGGUACAUGAAGUGAGCUAGUGCGGGCGUGCCGUGUACAAUUUAAACUUCUCUGCUGUUUGUAUUGUGAUGUUUGUGUAUGAUGAGUGAAAGAUCACUAUUGGGCUGCUGCUGUAUGAAACUCUGAAGCAAGAGUUUAAGCAUUUGCCAUUGUCAAACGGGCAGCCCCUGAA
Messenger RNA from Sorghum bicolor (sorghum), 956 nucleotides. Its product is annotated as protein CWC15 homolog. Gene Ontology annotation, biological process: mRNA cis splicing, via spliceosome. Gene Ontology annotation, molecular function: RNA binding. Lineage: Eukaryota; Viridiplantae; Streptophyta; Magnoliopsida; Poales; Poaceae. The transcript has 7 exons. The coding region runs from base 107 to 799 and encodes 230 amino acids. Gene Ontology annotation, cellular component: catalytic step 2 spliceosome. The record is from RefSeq and is a predicted model, not a curated record.